Molecule: messenger RNA, 1032 nt
Organism: Naumovozyma castellii
Lineage: Eukaryota; Fungi; Ascomycota; Saccharomycetes; Saccharomycetales; Saccharomycetaceae
Gene: CSI2
Product: Csi2p
Exons: 1
Coding region: 1-1032 (343 amino acids)
Source: RefSeq, a predicted model, not a curated record
AUGAUGUUCCAUCAAAGGAGAGUUAUUUCCAUCUUUCUCACAGCCAUAUUUCUAAUGGGUGUUGCUAGUAGUGCUGAUACGAAAACCACUGCCACCACAACCAAAGCAACUAAGACAACAGGUCUGCCGAAGUUGAUAACUACAACUAGCACAACCAGCACAACCUCAUCAAAAACCACGGCAAAGAGCACAGCAACUAGUUCCGGUACCCAUAAAUCUGCAUCUAAUUUGCCAAAGGUCACUAGUGGUAGUAGUACUUCAUCCACCGUCGAAUCCGCAUCCUAUUCGUCAUCUACAAUCAGCUCAACUCCAAUUACAAUCCCUAAUACUAAUGGAAACCAUAACAUUUACCAUACAAAUUAUACUGACGGAACAGUCUUCAUUGCAUUCGGAAGCUGUUUGCUGUUUAUAACGUUAAUACUUUCAGUGGUGUGGGCCGUCUUAGGCCUUAAAGCAUGGAGGGAUGAACGUAAAGAAUACCAACUAAGAGCGUUAGAGGAAAAAUAUCAAUACGAUCCUUUCCAAUUACAAAAUGAAAUUGAUGAUAGUAGAAGUAAUAGUGAUAACGAUUCUCAAAGUGACAUUUCUGAGGAGUAUUUGAAACAGAAAUCGUCCAGGAUGUCAUUUUACAGUUUAGGUACUGCCUCUGCUUUAAAUCUGUUGAACCCCAAAGCUAAUGAUAAAUAUUCUGAUGAUGACACAAAUAAGAUUAAUAGUGCGGCAAGUAAUUUCAGGAAAUCUAUGUUUAUUUCGCCAACGGAAAUAUUACAGCAAGAUAUCCCAUUUAAUAACGACAGUAGUAUUUUUGAUUCCGCUAUAAGUACACCAAAGGGCGAACAAACCUCAACAACUCAAGUAAUUGCCAAUCCAGAUAAUAAUAAUUGGGGCUUAUUGAAUGACAGCUCAUUCCAAGGACUUGGGUUAAAACUUGACUCUGAACUUCCUUCUAGUAAUGAAAAUAACCAGAAGAAGAAGAAUUACAGACCUCCAAGUGCGCAUUUAGAUCAAUUAUUAGAUCAAGAUAGUGCUUAA